AUGUUUGCUGUGGAUACCAAUGAGGAACCGUCUAUGCCCUAUUAUGCAACAGUGACUGUUGAAGGAAAGGACAUAAUGUUUGAAAUUGAUUCUGGGGCUACAGCAUCAGUCAUCAGUGAGGAGACCUACAGGAGGACAUGGGGACACAAGCCAUCUCCUAUUAAGCCAUCAACACUCAGACUAAGGACAUACACAGGUCAGGCUAUACCUCAUUUGGGGGUGUUAGAUGUGAACAUUUCAGCUGGAGGUCAGAGGGGUCAAGGCAGAUUGGUAAUAGCCAAGAGUAAGGGGCCUAGUUUAUUGGGUCGGGACUGGCUUCGCAAAAUUAAACUGAAUUGGCAGGAGAUUAAGUAUGCUCACACUACAGAGGACAUUUUGCAGCGCUACAGUGAUGUGUUCAGAGAAGUACUGGGCACACUUAAGGGCGUGACGGUGAAGCUUCAUGUUGACCCCGAGGCAGCGCCACGUUUCUUUAAGCCCAGAGUGGUGCCCUAUGCAAUGAAAAGCAAAGUGGAGGAAGAGCUGGAACGUUUGCAGGUGCUUGGCAUCGUGGAGCCUGUCCAGUUUUCAAAGUGGGCAGCGCCCAUCGUUCCUGUUUUGAAGGCAGAUGGAACCGCAAGGAUUUGUGGAGACUACAAGCUGACUGUGAAUCAAGUCUCAAAGCUGACGGAGUAUCCGUUGCCACGGGUGGACGACCUGUUUGCAACACUGGCUGGAGGUAAGCUGUUCACAAAGCUGGAUAUGAGCCAUGCGUACCAGCAACUACUCCUAGAUGAGGAUUAAAAACAGUAUGUCACAAUAAAUACACCCAAAGGAUUAUUCAAGUACAAUCGCCUAGUGUUCGGAGUGGCGUCCAGCCCGGCCAUUUUCCAAAGGACAAUGGACACUCUAUUGCAAGGGAUUCCACAUGUAGCCGUGUACUUAGAUGACAUAUUAAUCACAGGGGCUACUGAGGCUAGGCACCUUGAAAACGUAGAGCAGGUGCUCAAGAGACUCUCAGACGCAGGGCUGCGCCUGAGACAGGGAAAGUGUGUGUUUAUGGCAGAGAGGGUGACUUAUCUGGGACAUACAAUCACCGCAGAGGGGCUCCGUCCAGUUGAGGACAAAGUGAGGGCUAUCAAGGAAGCUCCAAGCCCUAAGAACGUCACAGAACUCCGCUCAUUCCUGGGUAUGGUGAAUUACUAUGGGAAAUUCCUGCCGUCGGUAUCGAAGGUGUUAGCCCCACUGUACAAGCUGCUGCACAAUGACACAAAGUGGCAGUGGUGCGCGGAGCAGGAGAAAGCGUUUAAAGAAGUGAAAGAACUCCUUCAUUCAGCAAAGCUGCUCGUUCACAAUGAUCCAGAUUCAGACAUUGUGCUCUCAUGUGCCACCUCGCCCUAUGGAGUGGGGGCAGUCCUUUCACAUGUCAUGGAAGAUGGCUCAGAGAAACCUGUGGGAUUUGCUUCAAGGACACUGACAGCUGCAGAGAAAGGCUACUCACAGUUAGACAAAGAAGGUCUAGCCAUUGUUUUUGCAGUAAAGCGUUUCCAUCAGUACUUAUAUGGGCGUGUUUUUAAGAUCUAUACUGACCAUAAACCCCUGAUGAGCCUGUUCAGUGAAACGCUAGCAUCAGCAAGAAUCCAACGGUGGGCACUCAUCUUGUCAGCCUACCAAUACAGCAUAGUGUACAGAGCAGGGAAGGACAACGCAAACGCUGACGCGUUGAGUCGCCUGCCAUUGCCUGAGACACCGGUCUCAACAUAUGUGCCUCUGGAGACUGUUUUUUCAUGAGAGAAGUUGUCACAGACACCUGUAAAGGCAGCCCAAGUCAGGCAGUGGACAGAGAGAGACCCGGUGCUGUCCAAAGUAAAGACUUACCUGCUACAGGGCUGGCCCAGUGUGGUUGACAGUGAGGAACUGAAACCAUAUGCCAAACGCAAGACUGAACUCAGCCUACAGGAUGGCUGCAUUUUCUGGGGUGCGAGAGUAGUCGUCCCUCCCCCAGGUCGCUGGCAGAUUGUGGAAGAGCUACAUGAGACCCAUCCGGGUGUGUCGCGAAUGAAGAGCCUGGCAAGGUCCUAUGUCUGGUGGCCAAAGAUGGAUUUAGACCUGGAGAACAAGGUAAAAUCAUGCACACAAUGUCAGUCUAAUCAGCACAUGUCGCCACCAGCCUCUUUGCAUCCCUGGGUGUGGCCAGACCACCCCUGGUCUAGAAGACUACAUCUGGAUUUUGCUGGCCCGUUCAUGGGGGAGAUGAUUCUGAUAAUGGUGGAUGCCCACUCCAAGUGGAUAGAAGCGCACAUCAUGAGCAACAUCACAGCCCCCAAAACCAUAGACAAGCUCAGACAACUAUUCGCAAUUCAUGGGUUGCCUGACACUGUGGUCACGGAUAAUGAUCCGACGUUCACCAGUGAGCUGUUUGGUGAGUUCAUGGAACAGAAUGGAAUUCGGCAUGUUCGUACAGCUCCUUUCCACCCAGCCUCGAAUGGAUUGGCGGAGCGAGCUGUCCAGACGGUGAAGGAGGGUCUGAAGCGAAUGAAGGGUGACACUCUAAGCACCAGGCUUUCCCGUUUUCUGUUUAAAUACCGUCUGACGCCACAGACCACUACUGCUUGUGCUCAAGCAGAGUUGUUGAUGGGGCGCAGGGCGAAGUCAAAGUUGGACCUGCUGCAUCCAGACAUAAAGGCCACGGUGAUGAGGAAGCAUGAAAAGCAGAAGGAGGGACAUGAUCAACAUGCACAAGAGAGACAGCUGAAACCAGGUGACAAUGUCUAUGUGAGAAAUUUCAGCUGCAACUCUAGUCAGAAAUGGCUACCUGGGGUUAUCCUGACACAGAGAGGUCCUCUCUCAUAUGUUGUGGAGCUGACUGAUGGACGAGUGUUCCGCAGACAUCAAGACCACGUCUGCCUGCAUCAUGACAUCAGCCCAGAGAUCAUCAGCACCUCAGUUUCCCCUGGUUACCACAUCUACUCCAACAUCAACAUGACCACAGAGACAUUUGACCCAAAGCAAGCUGUUGACCUGUGGAGGAAGACAGCUAAUCGGAGAAUCAACCAAGGACGAGGAGGUGCAUCUGCAGCAUCUUCAUCAUCUACCAUGCAGGAAGCUGAAGCAGAGGACAGUGGGGGUGACACUGAGGAGGACAGUGAGGAAGACUGCACGUAUUAA
This is a messenger RNA of Pseudoliparis swirei, 3147 nucleotides long. RefSeq lists its product as uncharacterized. Gene Ontology annotation, molecular function: nucleic acid binding; aspartic-type endopeptidase activity. The transcript is spliced from 4 exons. Gene Ontology annotation, biological process: proteolysis; DNA integration. Lineage: Eukaryota; Metazoa; Chordata; Actinopteri; Perciformes; Liparidae. The record is from RefSeq and is a predicted model, not a curated record.